Stegastes partitus (bicolor damselfish) is the source of this 3140-nucleotide messenger RNA. RefSeq names its product solute carrier family 6 member 11a (gene slc6a11a). NCBI's taxonomy places the organism in Eukaryota, Metazoa, Chordata, Actinopteri, Pomacentridae. Gene Ontology annotation, biological process: sodium ion transmembrane transport; amino acid transport; nitrogen compound transport. Bases 169 to 1938 code for a protein of 589 amino acids. Gene Ontology annotation, molecular function: gamma-aminobutyric acid:sodium:chloride symporter activity. Gene Ontology annotation, cellular component: plasma membrane; cell projection. The record is from RefSeq and is a predicted model, not a curated record. The transcript has 14 exons.
GUUUGUCAUCCAUAUACCGGUUUAUUACUUUUUGGCAUACGUCUAGAGGUCCCCCUUGUGGCCAUGCAGCCAUUCAUUUAGGUAACCUCACUAAUCUGCAGACAACUCUCCAGCCAGUCAAUCCAGAAAAAGUCAGUCUUGUCACUAGACCAUUUCUCAGUCAGCAGCAUGGCAGACUUUCUGCACAGGCUGUGCCAUCCAGGCACAAAGACUACUUCACAAACUGUUGAGGAGCGUGGCAAAUGGAGCAGCAAAAGGGAGUUCAUCCUGUCUGUGGCUGGUGCUAUUAUCGGACUUGGCAAUGUGUGGAGAUUUCCAUAUCUUUGCUAUAAGAAUGGUGGGGGUGCAUUCUUCAUUCCUUACAUUCUGUUCCUUGUGACUUGUGGCAUUCCCCUGUUUAUGCUGGAAACAGCGCUGGGCCAGUACACCAGUCUGGGGGGAAUCAUGUGCUGGAGGAAGGUCUGCCCCUUGUUUGAAGGCAUGGGAUACGCCAGCCAAAUGAUCAUUUUCUAUGGAAGCAUGAGCUACAUCGUGAUUUUAGCCUGGGCCUUUCUCUACUUUUUCUCCUCCUUCUCCCGAGAGUUGCCAUGGACCUCCUGCAACAACACGUGGAAUACAGAUCAAUGUGUGGUAAUAAACAACUAUAAUGCCACUGCUAACUGGACCUCACCUGCGAAUGCCACAUCGUCUGUUACAGAGUUUUGGCAACGACGGGUGUUAAGUAUAUCCAGUGGCAUCGAGGUCUUGGGAAAGAUCCAGUGGGACCUUUCUUUGUGCCUUCUCCUGGCCUGGGUCAUCUGCUACUUCUGUGUGUGGAAGGGGGUGAGAUCCACAGGAAAGGCUACCUACUUCACCGCCACGUUCCCUUUCCUCAUGUUGAUCGUGCUGUUUGUCAGAGGGAUGACCCUUCCUGGAGCUUUCCAUGGUAUCACGUACUACCUGUACCCCAAUCCCACCCGACUCGCCGACCCACAGGUCUGGAUGGAUGCUGGAACGCAAAUAUUUUAUUCCUACGCCAUUUGCUUGGGAUGCCUGACGACACUUGGGAGCUACAACAAGUACAACAACAACUGCUACAGGGACUCCUUCUAUCUGUGCUUGUUGAACAGUGGGACCAGCUUUGUAUCUGGCUUUGCCAUUUUCUCAAUUCUGGGCUACAUGUCGCAGAAGCUGGGUGUCGACAUCGCGACGGUUGCUGAGAGCGGUCCCGGCCUUGUCUUCAUAGUCUACCCACAAGCCGUGACCCUGCUGCCAUGCCCUCAAGUUUGGUCGGCGUGCUUCUUCGCCAUGAUCGUCUUGCUGGGAAUAGACGGUCAGUUUGCGGGGCUUGAAAGCAUCAUGACCUCCUUUGCAGAUAUCUACCCUUCCCAUAUCCGAAAGGGAUACCGCAGAGAGCUUUGUCUGAUGCUGAUCUGUGCUUUUUCCUAUGUGUUUGGCCUGUUCUUGGUGUCAGAGGCUGGCGCGUACAUUCUGCAGAUUUUUGAUCAUUAUGUAUGCAGCGGUCCGACUCUUCUUCUGAUGGCAAUCUUCCAGUCAGUUAUAAUUGGAUGGAUUUAUGGUGCUGAACGCUUCUGUGACAACAUCGAGGACAUGAUUGGCUACAAGCCUCUAUCGCUGAUCAAGUACUGCUGGCUGUAUGCCACCCCAAUCACCUGCAGCGGCACCCUGGUGUUUUUGCUCCUGAGAUACACCCCGCUGAGGUUCAACAACUCCUACGUGUAUCCGUGGUGGGCCUACUGCAUCGGCUGGUUUCUGACCCUAUCGUCUCUGUCUAUGAUCCCGUUAACCAUGAUCUGCAAACUGGCCAGAGUCGAAGGGACGCUCUGGCAGCGUCUCAAGACCAGCUCCCAGCCCGCAGACGACCUUCCAGUGAUGGCAAAGGACCUGUCGAGCGUCAAUGUUCCACUCCGUGACGGUGGGAAGCACAGCCACGGUUAAUCCAGCGACAAUCUUUAAAAAGAGAGUUUGUUUUUUUUUGUUAUGUUAAAACAAUAUGUAGACGGUGUAGUUUGCUGUUAAUUUGGUGGGUAGUAUUAUUUACCUCUACUGGUUUUAGGGUAAGACGAAAUAAUAAUAAUGAAAUUAUAUUAAGAAUUGUUGCUGUUGACUGUAAUAUCAUGCUGAGUUGAAACCUCUUGUCUGUUAAUCGCAAUUUAAAUACCACAAAACUCAACAGUGGCUUUUCUGCAUACUUUAGCUCACUUAGUACAACAACCACGUGAAUGAAUGUGCAGGUACAGUCAUGCAGGUGAAAGAAAAGAAAAAAAAAACUACUUAAGAGGCGAUUAACACUCAAUCUACUUCAUCAGGAAUGUGUGGAUCAGGUUUGAGCAGAUUUUAAUGACAGUGGUCACCAUGGCAAAAAAGAAAAAAGAAAAGACCCGAUACCUCCCGGGCAGCAUCACGACUGUAGACGAGGGGGGACAGCAGACCGAGUCCCGUCUGUGGGCAGAGCUGUAGACGGCCUCCCUGGUUCUCACCUCGUUUUUUUUUUUUCCUCCCCCUGUUUCGUCUCAACUGCCUGAGCAGUCGUUCAUAUGAUUUCAUCUGUGAAACUCUCCAAAGCUUCCAACGCCGUGGCCCACCGUCACCAUGAUCAGCUUCAGACACACAUGCUGACGUUCUUACUGUUUUGAUGUGAAUUUUAACUGUAACCAACUAUUUUUUUAAACAAAAAAAAAGAUUUUCUACAUGAUAAAGAUUUUUCUACAUUAUUAAGAGCGGUUAGUGAGAGAUUUAUCUGUCUAAUAUUUUAUACAUUCAGAAUAUAUUUUAUUAUUUUCUUCCUAAUUUACUUGUUAAAAACAUAUAAUAAGCCAAAUAAAUAGACCUCCUCAUGGCUGUCAAAAAAGUGUUCAGCUACUUUGCUGCUUGAAUUUAUGAUACAGAAACUACAGUGCCUUAAACACUAUUUUUACUUGUUGUUUUUUUUAAAGGUACAUAGAAUUUCCUUGGAUUACUGUAUUGAUAAAGGCUUUUUUUUUUAUUUAACUUUUGUCUUUAAAUAUUACAUUUAUAUAAUUAAAACAAAAACUUUCUGGGGUGAUAUAGCUGGUAUAUUUUAAUUAUGUAUGCAUCUGUGUAAGGUGAGUGUAAUGACAUGCAAAGUGAUCAAUAAAUGACUACCAGGCGUUGAUAAA